CGUUAUUAACGAUAAUUUUCUUUUGCUUUUUGCAGAAAGAAACGUGGCGUUCUAGAAUACUUGGACUUGUGCACGGAUCCUCCCGUCUCUUUGCACGCAUCUUGUUACACGAGAAUGCCCUCGUACACGCAAUCGGCGUGCGAUUGCUAUUGCAGAACUCGCGUGCCGAUAGCCCGGCGAAGGGAGGAAAUUCAAUCCGAAAGAAGUCGCGCCAGAGGGUCCAGGAGCUCGGUUCUUAAAAUGGCAACUGCCAGAAAUGCUGCUAAAAGAGUUCCAUUGAUCGCCGCGAAAGUCGUUAGCGACGAGCAGCUUGACAGCAAGAGAUCCACCGUGACGCUUCCUGUUUCCCCAGUUCUCAGUCCAGGAACAACGGCGACCCUCGAGAAUGUAGAGAAACUGAUUAAAGACGCAGAGAUUCAGAUGAAGGAAAUAAGUAUGACCGCCAGCUGCAGUCGUUUCCAAAACUCCAUAAAUGUACGUCCAGACGAGGCGACGUUCGACGACGAGAACGAUCAAUUGCUAUACAUACGCGAGUGUGUCGCUUAUAAAUUCCAAGAGGCGAACGGCUUGAUCGAUACAGCCUGCGGGAACAACCAUCGAAGGUUCAACAACGAAGAACGUGACGCGAUCGAGCCAACCAGCAAAAGACUCGUCGAUCUCUCAGCCCCGAAAUUCCAAACCUCUGAAGACCGUUACGAGAAAUACUCGCGACAGAGGAGACUGGAUAUUCAGAAGUUGGGACUUGCUUCAUCUUACUCGAUAGACGACCCGCCUAUCGGCGAUGACGAGACAGUAAAGAAAAUGGACGAUCGAGCGCGCUCUCCGCUCGGAAAAGAAACGGGGAGAGACGCGAGAAUGGAUGUGUUUUCAGUUCGCACGGGCCCGUCGGUGAACAUCAAAGGGGACCUAGUCGCCCAAAAUGUAGGAAACAUUCACAUCCCGCCAGAUCCAAGUUUCACUCGGGAAAAUCAGAACGUCGGGACUUACGUGGUUCGUCACGAGUUUCAUCGCGCGAAGAACGAGUGUUCGGGGAGGCGGGAGAAGAUCGCGAGGAUAACGGAAGAGGAUGCGAAAGAUGCUGAAAAAUCGAAGAAGAGAAAUACCGAGUCUAACGAUGUAGCGCGUGUCCCUGAAAAGUCGGAGAGGUCAGGAUCUGCUGAUGUUUUAACAAAUAUCGAGAAGCUAGAUAAAAAUGUGGAGAACGUAUGCGAAACAGAGAGUUCUUCGAUGAAAGAUUCUGAAAACGGGAAGAAUUUCGAGUCGACGAACUUCUGUCACGACGGAAGCGUGCCGAGAGAAAAUCUGGAAGUACCGGCGCGAGGAAUUUCGAACGACAGUGUCGCGAGUGGAACACUCGAACAACAAGAGGCUGUCAAAAUAACUUUCAAAAGCGAACAGAAACAGGUGAGAUUCGAGGAGAGCAACGAACUCCUUCGAAAGGAGAAAACCGUGAAUCCAUUGGGAACAGAGUGUCGUAAAAAUCGGCUAGAAACAGAAGAAGCUACGAGAAUCUUGGAAGCGAAGAAUCUAAGAACACGUUCAACGCCCAUCGAGUUGGAAGCUCGGCGAAUUGCGAACGAUAAGACCGAACAAUAUGAAUAUUCUUCGAAGCAGUUGAAAGCUAAUGACGAACACACUCCGUUGUCGAGUAGAGAAAUAGCGGAGAAACAUAAAAGAAAUACAGAAAAACACAGAGAGAUCCGUGAAGAUCGAUACAGAGAAAUAGACGAACAAUCGGAUAAUCUCAAUUUAUACGAACCUUGCAUUAACGAAUUGGACGAUGUUUUGAUUUCGUACGACAAGAUAAUUGGGAACAUUGUCCAGUCGACGAGAACGAUCGAUAGAUUUUUGUCGCGGCCAGAAUUGCAAGAAUAUUGCGUAGAAAAUAGUGAGGGAGGAGAGAUCGCUAGGAAAUCUAAUAAUCCGGUGUCUUCGAACAGAGAGAAAAUCGCGGAAACAGAGACCGAUAAUUCAUUCGAUUCGCAGCGUAAGCAAAGUGCAAUGGAUCUACUUCGUUCUCGAGAUGGAAGUAUUGAAAUGAGAAAUUCGAGGAUCAAAUCGGACGGAGCUCGGGAACGAAGUUCACCACAAACUGAAUUGAGAAAAUGUCGCAGCCGAAGUUCGAAGGAGAAAUUAAAAAAGCUAGGGGUAGCUCGAAGUAGAGGUCCCGCGAUCGAAUCGAAAGAAUCUCCGAUCUUCGAUCGAAAUUCGAUUGGAGACCGGUCACUGGUUGCGAACGAAAUGGAACGAGUUGAAGCCGCGACGCUUCUAUCAUUAAAAACGUUUUCGUUGGCAAACUUCGAUGGUGAUAAUUCGAAGAGAAGGGGCAUUUCGGACGAACCUGCGACAAAAAAUUUGAAAAUGAAAGACCGACCAGCUUGGGAUCGGUCAGCUUGGGAGAGGAGAGCUUCGAGCGAAGGAACCACCGCAGAAACGAGCGAGGACAACAGUAGAAACAGCGAGACGAAGCAAACGUUCCCUCGUAAAGCGCGUUUAUUUCGAAUCGUGAACGAUAGUUCCAGCCUAACUGCCUCAUCGAUCUGUCCACUGACCUCUAGCACAGGCACGAAGAGCGCGAACGAUACAAAAUUGUCGGGAGAGACGUCCAAGUUAUCCGACAACGGCGAGUUCCUCGAGGAGGGGGCAAUUUUGAAAAGAAAUCCUUCAGAAACGAACAAAGAAGAGGCUGAACGAGAUGAUCGUUUGCAGAAUGUCGUUUCUUCGGAUGUUUUGAAGGGGAUCAUCCUCGAGAAAGGAAAACUGCAGAAUCUCAUUACAAGUCUCGUUAAUCGAGAAGACACGAGAUUCGCGGAAGACAAAGCGAGAAAUAUUCUCGGCGUGAACGAAAUCGUUGUUCCGGUGUCCUUAAUUAAAAGUUUGCUGGAACGCUUGGAGAACGACGUGGCGUGCCCUGAAAAUUUGCGAUCGUUGAUUUUCGAACGUUCGCCGGCAGAUAACAACGUGGCCUCGACGGAUGUGGAGAGCAAAUCUGAGAAGCGGAAUUCGCUGUUGGAACUUCCAUUGGCCGGGAAUUCCGCCGCGACGGAAUUGGAGGGGAGACGCAACGAAGGAGGAACUGCCUCGGAUAAAUCCGAGGGUCGCAAAGACACCACCGUCGAAUCGAUUCCUCGUCGCGAGGGGCAAUCGGUUUCGAAAUGUGACGAGAUCGCGUCGACAGGUGAACGUACCGGAGACGGAGAAGCGGAUAAAGCAAGUUGCGUUAUCGAGCUAGAAGGAAGCUCGAAGAUAGAGAACAAGGAAAUCGACGGUACGAGAAGUAAUUUCGAAAGGGACAGUGAAAACGGCGUGGAUUCACGGACGAAGAGCGACGACGAAAAUCUGAUCUCCGCGAGAACUGAUACUAAUGUUGCUGACGAGUCGACCGCGAGUGAACGAUGCCGGAUCACCGAAACAUUGAAGGAUAGUUUACCACACGAUGUUAGUAAAGAGGAAAUAAAUUUGAUAGAAAAUGCUGGCAAAAGCGAGGAGAAUUUGUUGAAGCCUGGUGAUUCCGAAGAUUCGAACGAGAACUUGGUGGUUUCCGGUGGAAGAAUAGAAAGUUUCGUAGAGCCACAUUCGAUUGAGAAUACAGGGGACGAUGACGGCUUCGUGAAAAAAAUUUCACAGGAUUCGUCCGAUUCUUUGCGCGACUGCGCAUCCCUUCGAUCUUCCUUGAGAUCUUCGCCGAAUAAUACGAAACCUUCGCAGCAAGCCAGUGAAUUAAAACGGACAGAGACGAGUAAUGCGAACAACGAUAAAAUAGAAAAGAGAAACAGUCCGCAUUUCGACGGUAUGUUUGAGAAAGAGAAAAUCUUAUCAGACGUGUACGAUGAAAUGAACAAGAAGCUCUUCUCUUCUACUUGCCUCGAUGCUAACACCAACCAUUCGAGCUUUCUCAAUCAACAAAGGUUGAAAUUUCGUCUGAUACAUCUCACUCCGAAGGGGAAUUGUACAUGCCAAGUUCCGGUUCUUAUUCUCUCGGGGAAAUUCGCAUGCUGACAAAGAGUCGAUCAGACAGCGAAAACAUCGAUAAUUUCGAUAGUAACGUAGCCAUUUUCGUUACGAAAGAGAUGUUGACUUCUUGGAGCGAAUCUUCAAAGUCCCUCGUGCAAAGCAUGGGAGAAAUUUAGAAUUGCUGAUUUGAUCGAGAAGGCGCGUCCGUGCAAAGUAUAUUUCGACAUGACCACGUACGUUUCAAAUAUUACAAUUGAAGAUGCAACGGCGGUGACACACCUAUUAUUUAUGAUU
This is a messenger RNA of Heterotrigona itama, 4248 nucleotides long. The record is from the annotation of a GenBank genome assembly. NCBI's taxonomy places the organism in Eukaryota, Metazoa, Arthropoda, Insecta, Hymenoptera, Apidae.